Molecule: messenger RNA, 1297 nt
Organism: Paraphaeosphaeria sporulosa
Lineage: Eukaryota; Fungi; Ascomycota; Dothideomycetes; Pleosporales; Didymosphaeriaceae
Product: methyltransferase domain-containing protein
Exons: 3
Coding region: 94-951 (285 amino acids)
Source: RefSeq, a predicted model, not a curated record
CCCGCUUUCUCGCUUUUCUCCCUUGAGCCACUACUGCUUCGGCAACAUCAUACCUGCUUCAAUCACUAUUCCCCCAACCCAACACUACUGAACAUGACUGCCGUCCAAGACUUUUUUACUGUCUGCUUGUCGCUGCUAUUUCCCUGGCAGUUCUUGGGAAUUGCUAUAUCGUACCUUCCUGGGGCCAUCAAGCAUUUGGUGCAGACUGAGCCGCUCCAAAACAUCUCCUUUUCUCGUAUUCAAGACGUCUGGUUCAAUGCAUUUUGGGCUCGGGCUGGUGCGAAUAUCCGAGUCGGGAACGGGCCGCGCAUUACAGCGCUUCUGGAAGGUCGUAUAAGCCAGGCUCAGGUGGUGGAUAAGCCUGUGGUAUCCCCGGUCAGUGGCGUUAUUUUGGACAUCGGGCCCGGGCCCGGCUUCUGGGUUGACCUCUACGCCAAAAGCAACACGGGUGAUUUGAAAGUGUACGGGGUCGAGCCGAACACGACAGCACAUCCAGGGCUGCGAAUGCGUGCUCACCAAGCAGGUCUCGACGGCGUCUACAAUAUUAUCCCAGCUGGAAUACAGGACAUUUCGAACGUCGAAGUGACUGAGAUUGACGGCAGUAUCAGCAAAAUCGAAAAGGGAAGCGUGGAUUGCAUAGUGACCCUUCUUUGCCUGUGCGGCAUUCCCGAGCCCGAAGAAAAUAUUGCCGAACUUUACCAAUACCUGAAGAAAGGCGGCAGGUGGUACAUUUUCGAACAUGUGAAGACGAACAAGAAUUACUUUAUGCGUUUCUAUCAAGCGUUCGUCAACUUGUUUUGGCCGCAUAUCAUAGGGGGAUGUGAGCUGUGCAGAGAUACAAAAAAGAGCCUUUUGCAAGCGGGCGCCUGGGAGAGAGUUGACCUCGUGCAGCCUCCAGAAGAGACCUGGUACGCGACGGUUCCUCAUGUGUUCGGAACUCUCACCAAGUGAUCCUAUUUUACGCUGAAUUUCCAGGGGCGGCGAUCCGUUUUCAGUCUCUGUUUUUGCGAGAGGGAUUUGGAGUCUGAUAGUGCGGUUGUAGUUGUGGUUGUGGUUGACCAGUGAGGUUCAAGCUCACUAGUGCACGCUCGCUUAACAAUCGUGACGUUGCUCGGUGUCCGACCAGGUCCGUUCUGUGCAAUACGUCUUCAGCACAACGGCAGGCGUCUUACUUAAACACCGUCAAAUAUCUAAUCAAAGCCAACAUAAAAGCGUGUUCUACAAUCUUCCUCCUCGUUCAUUCUACUGUCCCUCUAUCUUCCACCCACCACAUUAUCCAUUCCGCCUUGGAUCAUAC